UGGGGAACAUAAAGAAUUACUAUAGCUAUGAAAAAUAGUGUCGCACGACAUGUAAUAAAUUCUUACCUCAGUGUAUUCAGUGCUCUAUUUUUUCCAUCCUAAUCACACGAUAAAGAAUGGGUGAGUGAUAGGGGCCAUUUUGACGAUGGAAGAUUAUGACAUCAUCAAAGAAAUUGGAAAGGGAGCUUGUGGCUCUGUAUAUUUAGUACAGCAUAAAGAAUCUAAAAGGCAAUAUGCAUACAAGAAAGUACAAAGAGAUGAAAGCAGAAAAACAAGAACAAAAGAAGCAAUCCUGCGUGAGGCAAAUAUACUGUCGAACCUGAAACACCCGAACAUAGUGGCUUACCACGAGUCUUUCUUUGAUGAAGAUGAGGAAUAUCUGUGUAUUAUACAGGACUAUUGUGAUGGAGGCACCUUGGAUGAAGUCAUUAAAGUACAAGCAGAGAAAGAGGAGUACUUCCCCGAG
Molecule: messenger RNA, 466 nt
Organism: Owenia fusiformis
Lineage: Eukaryota; Metazoa; Annelida; Polychaeta; Sabellida; Oweniidae
Source: the annotation of a GenBank genome assembly